Alternaria novae-zelandiae is the source of this 714-nucleotide messenger RNA. RefSeq lists its product as uncharacterized. The record is from RefSeq and is a predicted model, not a curated record. The transcript is spliced from 2 exons. Lineage: Eukaryota; Fungi; Ascomycota; Dothideomycetes; Pleosporales; Pleosporaceae. Bases 1 to 714 code for a protein of 237 amino acids.
AUGGACGUUGAGCGCAAUGCGCUUCAAUCGCCUCUACUGCGUCUACCCCGCGAACUGCGCGAUCUCAUAUGGACCUUUACCUUUACGGGAACUGCAAAACCCGCUUGCAAGGAGGUUUCCCGAUACUCUCCAUUCCGCGUCCUUACGGUAUGCCGACAAAUCUACACCGAAGCUAUCAGUCUGGCGGGUCCAUUCCUUACCUGGUCUUUCAUCUGCCUGCGAGACUACGAAUCCUUCUUCUGGGACAUAAUAUAUAGUGAAGGACCAAAGCACAAGAUCCGCUUAGUACACUCCAUCCAGAUUGGCGUCGAUCCUUCGGAUCUAUACAUGCUAGCCCAGAUAGUAGAUCCGGGGACUGACGAUGAUGUGGAUGACGAAACGGGUGAAUACCGUCCCACGCUCCGUGCUUUCGAGAAUCUAACGCAUGUGGAACUACUACUGUCCGCUACGGGGUUCUUCCAGGAUUCUGAGAACGAAGACGACGAGGAAGCUGAGGAGGUUGAGCCAAACCGGUAUGAGAUCGAAUAUAUCGAGGAAGCCAGAGAUAACUUCACCAAAACUAUGGAACGGAAAGUUCCUGGUGUGCGUGUAACGUACAAGGACUUCGAUGACAGCUUGGCAAUGAAAAGGUUCUGGACAACGCAAGACCCCAGGGAGUUGAGUCUGCGGACGUCCUCUGGUCGGCGAGAACAACAAACGGCUUUGGAAUCUUGA